ACACUCUAUCAGAAGAACAAACAGCCUUUAACGUUGGAUGCAACAAUAGAGUUCAUGCCUAAGUUGUCAUAUUGGAGUAUCCAGAAGGCAACUAAUGAAUUUUCUAAAUCCAACAUAAUUGGUUUUGGAAAAUUUAGUGCUGUUUACAAAGGCAUUCUUGAUGGUAGUUUGGGAAUAGUUGCAAUUAAAGUGUUCAAGCUUCAAGUGAGAGGAGCAUCUAAGAGCUUUAUGGUGGAAUGUGAAGCAUUGAGGAAAAUUAGGCACCGAAACUUGGUAAAAGUUUUUACCACUUGUUGUAGCAUCGACCAUGAGGGUAGUCUGGACAAUUGGUUGCACAAUCACUCAAAAGACACAGGAGAGAAUAAUGAUUCAAAGAGUUUGAACUUGUUACAGAGGGUAAAUAUUGUCAUUGAUGUGGCGAAUGCACUUGAUUAUCUUCAUAAUCAUUUGGAGACAGGUUUAGUACAUUGUGAUUUGAAGCCAAGCAAUAUUUUGUUGGAUGGAGACUUAGUUGGUCACGUGGGUGAUUUUGGAAUAGCAAAGUUUCUUCCCACGGAAGUUACACUUGCAUCUUCAUCUAACCAAGUGAGUUCAUCUUUAGGAAUUAAAGGGACAUUUGGAUAUGCCGCUCCAGAGUAUGGGAUGGGAAGUGAUUUGUCAACAUUUGGUGAUAUGUAUAGCUAUGGGAUCCUUUUGCUAGAAAUGUUUACCAGUAAAAGUCCUACUAGUGAUAUCUUCACUAAUGGCUUAACUCUUCAUAACUAUGUUAGAAUGAGCAUGCCUGAGCAAGUCACUGAGAUUGUGGAUCCAAAGCUAUUACACAAAGAAGCUAAUGCAACACCUCAAAGUCUUGUACUUCAUAACCAGAUAAUAGAAUGCCUUGCAUCAAUUCUUAAGAUUGGAAUCGCUUGUUCCGUGGAUUUACCUAGGGACAGAAUGAGCAUUGGCCAUGCAGUCAAGGAGUUGCUUUCAAUCAAAGACAUCAUUGUGGAACUUGGAGACAUUAGGACCAUUCCUCGUUAGAGCAGGCUGUAUCAAGCAAGCGAGCAGUGGAGUUUGCAACUUCAACAAUCCAAUCAGCAGAUCAGAGACUGAGAUCAAUCAAGCAAGGAAGCAGAGUAUGGGGAUUGAUUCAUUCCUAUUGUUCUUGAUUGAGAAUUUGAUUUUAUUUUAUUUCGUUUGUGA
Messenger RNA from Ipomoea nil (Japanese morning glory), 1185 nucleotides. Its product is annotated as probable LRR receptor-like serine/threonine-protein kinase At3g47570. Gene Ontology annotation, molecular function: protein kinase activity; ATP binding. The transcript is spliced from 5 exons. Bases 55 to 1023 code for a protein of 322 amino acids. Gene Ontology annotation, biological process: protein phosphorylation. Lineage: Eukaryota; Viridiplantae; Streptophyta; Magnoliopsida; Solanales; Convolvulaceae. The record is from RefSeq and is a predicted model, not a curated record.